Molecule: messenger RNA, 4008 nt
Organism: Hemibagrus wyckioides
Lineage: Eukaryota; Metazoa; Chordata; Actinopteri; Siluriformes; Bagridae
Gene: usp33
Product: ubiquitin specific peptidase 33
Exons: 24
Coding region: 239-2863 (874 amino acids)
Biological process (GO): protein deubiquitination
Molecular function (GO): zinc ion binding; cysteine-type deubiquitinase activity
Source: RefSeq, a predicted model, not a curated record
GGCUUCGAACCGGAAGUAGCGGUUAACCACUGUAUCAUGGUCGUGUUGAAGGAAAGUGGAUGUCAGAGCGGUUGCUGGGUGGAUCUCUACACUACGAGCUAGCAUCACAGAACAAGACGAUUUUCCUAAAACAUGUAGCUUGAUAAAGGCGAGGACGCCAUUUUGACAUCUUCAUCACCCUCAAGUCCCGGAGCCUUUAAUUACGACACCUCGCGCUGCUUGGAGCUGUGAUAGAGAGAUGCCGGCUGCCUCGAGCUGUGAUUGUCCUCACCUGGAGUGUGUUGGAGAGAUCACUAAAGAUGAGCUGAUCCAGAAGUCUCAUGGUCAGUGCCAGGACUGCAGCGUGGGUGGACCGAACCUCUGGGCCUGUCUGGAAAAUGGCUGUGCUUACGUCGGAUGUGGAGAGUCUCACGUUGACCACAGUACGGUCCACUCCCAGGAGACGCAGCACAACCUGACGGUGAAUCUGACCACGCUGAGGGUUUGGUGUUACGCCUGUUCAAAGGAAGUUUUCCUAGACAGGAAGCUGGGCCCUGUAACCCCGCCCACUGGCACUGCCAAACCCAUCUCACCUGUCGUGAUACCUGACCAGGAUCCCGACAUUCCGGGCAGUCCCACCGCUUUGAGAGUGCCACCAGCUGGAGUUCCCGAGGACCUGGAUAUGGAGACGGAAGAAGAAGACGAUCUGAGGACUAGAGGUACAGUAUCUCACAGACGUCUGACCGGCCUGAAAAACAUCGGCAACACCUGCUAUAUGAACGCAGCACUGCAGGCGCUGUCUAACUGUCCUCCGCUCACUCAGUUCUUCGUGGACUGUGGUGGUCUGGUCCGAACUGACAAAAAGCCGGCACUGUGUAAAAGCUAUCAGAAGCUCAUUACAGACCUGUGGCACAAAAACAGACCUUCCUACGUCAUCCCGACAAACCUGUUCCAGGGCAUCAAAGCUGUUAAUCCGAUGUUUCGAGGUUAUUCCCAACAGGAUUCUCAAGAGUUCCUACGCUGCCUGAUGGACCAGCUUCAUGAAGAGCUCAAGGAGCCUAUAGAAGAACCCGAGGACCAGAGUCAGAGCGCAGGAGCGGACGAAGACGAGCCAAACGAGCCCUCCGAGCAGAACGAAGCUAACGAGGCCAACGAAGCCGACACGCUCAUCUCAGACGAGGAGAAAGUGAACCGGGAACGCCAGAAGGAGAAGAACCUCAUCAACGAGCUGCGCCGAGCCGACACAGACAAGGACGAGGACACGGCCAGCAUUGUCAGCAGCCAGGGAGCCAUCAAACACAGCAAGGAAGCUAACCCGGAGAUCCAGAUCAGCAGCAGUAGCCGACCACAGAGCCCGAGUGCCAGCGAGAACAUUGGGUCCAAACUGUCCUGCAGCCCGCCCAAAUCCCCCCCCGUGUGGCCAAACCUCAAUCCGGCUCACAAGAAAGUGAGCGUGUUUGCUCCGCCGAAGAGCAAGCGUCAGAGGAAGUACCGCAGCGUCAUCUCAGACAUUUUCGACGGCACCAUCAUCAGCUCGGUGCAGUGUCUGACCUGCGACAGGGUGUCCGUGACUCUGGAGAACUUCCAGGACAUUUCCCUGCCCAUUCCCGGGAAAGAGGAUCUCGCCAAGCUUCACUCUGCAACGCAUCAGACAUCGCUGGUGAAGGCGGGUUCGUGCGGCGAGGCUUAUGCUCCUCAGGGCUGGAUUGCCUUCGUCCUCGAGUACAUCAAGAGCUGGUUCUGGGGCCCAGUGGUCACGCUGCAGGACUGUCUGGCCGCCUUCUUCGCUCGAGACGAACUGAAAGGAGAUAACAUGUACAGCUGUGAAAAGUGCAAGAAAUUGAGAAACGGAGUCAAGUUCUGCAAAGUUCAAAGUUUGCCAGAGAUCUUAUGUAUUCACUUGAAGCGCUUCAGACACGAGCUGAUGUUCUCCACCAAGAUCAGCACACACGUCUCGUUCCCGCUGGACGGCCUGGACCUGCAGCCCUUCCUGGCCAAAGACAGCUCGGCCCAGACCACCACCUACGACCUGCUGUCCGUCAUCUGUCACCACGGCACCGCCAGCAGUGGUCACUACGUGGCUUACUGCCGCAACGACCUGAACCAGAUGUGGUAUGAGUUUGAUGACCAGAGCGUGACCGAAGUCUCAGAGUCCUGCGUUCAGAACGCAGAGGCCUACGUGCUCUUCUACAAGAAGAGCAGUGAGGAGGCACAGAAAGAGAGGCAGAGAGUCACGGCUUUGCUCAACAUGAUGGAGCCGAGUCUGCUGCAGUUCUACAUCUCGCGCCAGUGGCUCACCAAGUUCCGGACCUUCGCCGAACCCGGGCCCAUCUCCAACCGUGACUUCCUGUGUGCACAUGGAGGCGUACCGCCCCACAAGGCUGCGUAUAUCGACGACCUCGUGGUCAUGCUGCCCCAAAACGUCUGGGACCAUCUGUACAGCAGGUAUGGAGGAGGGCCAGCCGUCAACCAUCUGUACGUCUGCCACACCUGCCAGCUGGAGAUCGAGAAGCUGGAGAAACGCCGCAAGAACGAGCUGGACAUGUUCGUACGGCUGAACAAGGCGUUUCAGGAGGAGGAGUCCCCCGUGGUCAUCUACUGCAUCAGCAUGCAGUGGUUCCGGGAAUGGGAAGCUUUCGUCAAGGGCAAGGACAACGAUCCUCCAGGACCUAUCGACAACUCGAAGAUCGCCGUAAACAAGAACGGUCACGUCACGCUCAAGCAAGGCGCCGAUUCGGGUCAGAUCUCGGAGGAGACGUGGAACUUCCUGCAAUCGAUCCACGGCGGUGGUCCCAUGGUGACGGUGCGACCCAGCGUGAGCCACCAGGACCAGGAUGCCUCUCAGGCUGAGGAGAAGAUCGAGCUGGAGACUCGUACCCUGUAGAGAAAAUCCUUUACUUUGCACAUGCCUUUCACACACACAAUCUCUCUCUCUCUCUCUCUCUCUCUGUCUCUUCAUUCCGUGUGCAUUCCUUACAAGCUCUAAGUCACUAAAUUACGCUACAUGUCUGUAUAUACAGUUAGUUAGUUAGUUAGUUAGUUAGUGAACUGAAAAUCAGCACAUUUCCUUUCCUGUCGUCGUUCAGCCAAGACACUAAGCCUAUAAAUACUGCUCACUCCAGUGAUUUCCUUUAAACACACGUCAUCAUUAAUCGUACGCAUCACUUCCUGAUCCUAAGAAAAUUCCUUAGGGUUAUGCUGUUAAGCUUCGUGUUUUAAACGCUUACUGUAAACUUUACCAGCUUGUAAAAUCGUUCUUAAUAAUAAUAAUAAUAAUAAUAAUAAAAUAUGGUAUUUUUUUCCACCCAUAUCGUGUUUUUUUUUUUAUUUUUUAUUUUUAUUAUUAUUUUAUUUUAUUUUUUUAUGAGCUGUCCCUUUAAAGCAGUGCUGAAAUGACUCUCUUCCUCGUCCUGAUCUCUCUCUUAAAGCCGGUUUUCAUAAACGCAGUCGAGGUUGUGCCUGGCGUUGUGUGUGUGUGUAUAUACACUAUAUAACUUAAACAUAUAAUUGAACCUCUUAUCAAGGUGCGCUCUAAGCUAAGGGGAAAGCGUCGUCUCUCCAUGAACGCCGUUCCCAAGCGUUAAGAACCGUAUUUUCCGGAACAUGUAUCCAGCAGGAAAUUAUUAGCAAAUUUGUAGUUUUUGUCCAUGUAGCUUAAUGAUCUCUCUCUCUUAACGAUCACUUUAACGCGGCUCUUCGUGAACAAUCCGGCCGUCCUCUUAUACCCCGGAAAAUACGGUAAUCUCAGGUUUUUCCAUUUUCUUUCCCUCUCUUACUGUUCAGCACCGUCGAAGCAGCGCAUGCUCCAGUCAUGUCGUCCGUAUAUGAAUGUAGCCGUGUUUGCCUGGUCGCUUAUUUAUUUCUGAAGGUCACGUGAUUGGCUAGAACGAGCGUAGACAGAUACGUAGAUUUCUCUCUCCCACCUGCGCUAAUUCCAGAUCCUGGAAUGCAUGCUAGUAGGAAAGCUGACGAUCGCAUGCCAGAUGCUCAAAACCUCCUGAAAUGUGUAAAAAAAAAAAAAAAAUGAAA